This is a messenger RNA of Haemorhous mexicanus (house finch), 2056 nucleotides long. Its product is annotated as low-density lipoprotein receptor-like. Gene Ontology annotation, cellular component: plasma membrane. The record is from RefSeq and is a predicted model, not a curated record. Gene Ontology annotation, molecular function: calcium ion binding; protein binding. NCBI's taxonomy places the organism in Eukaryota, Metazoa, Chordata, Aves, Passeriformes, Fringillidae.
UUGAACCUCCCGAGCUCCGCCCCCCGCCCGUUAAAUGGGGCCCGACCGGAGCCGCGGCCACGGGGACGCCGGGAGGGAGCGGCACCGGGAUCAGAACCGGGAUCAGAACCGGGAUCAGAACCGGCACCGGGAGCGACCGGUACCGGGAUAAGCACCGGGAUCAGCACCGGGACCGGCACCGGGACCGGGAUCCACUGGCACCGGGAUCAGCACCGGAACCGGCACCGGGAUCAGCCCGGAGCUCCCGGAUCCCUCCAAGCCCCGGUUCGGCUCCCGAAGCGCGCUUGGAAAACCGGGACGGCACCGAAAGCAGAACCGGGAACGGCCGGGAUGGGACCCGGCAGCACCGAGAGGGGAUCCGGGACCACCGGGACCACCGGGAGGGGAUCCGGGAUCACCGGGAGGGGAUCCGGGACCACCGGGAGGGGAUCCGGGACCACCGGGACCACCGGGAGGGGAUCCGGGACCACCGGGAGCAGCCCCAGAAGCUCCGGGACCCCCGGGAUCCUCCUGCUCCUCCUGGCAGCGGCGGCGGCGGCGGCGGCCUCCCCGAGUCCCCCUCCCUCCCCGUGCCCCCCCGACCACCUCCCAUGCGGCGACCUCUCGUGCCUAUCGCGACAUUUCCAGUGCGACGGCGAUCGCGAUUGUCCCGACGGGCGCGACGAGCUGGGCUGCGCCCCUCCCCCCCACCCCCGCCCUCCCCCUCCCUUCCCCUCCCCCCUCCCUGCCCCCCCCUCCUCCUUCCGCUGUCGCGACAGCAGCUGCAUCCCCCUCCUCUGGCGCUGCGACGGCGAUCGCGACUGUCGCGACGGCGAGGACGAGGGGGAGGAGCUUUGCGGGAAGCCCCGCCCCCUUUCGCCUUGCCCGCCCCUGCAGUUCUCCUGCGGCUCGGGCGAGUGCGUGGCCAGGAGGUGGCGCUGCGACGGCAGCCCCGACUGUCGCGAUAGUUCCGACGAGGAGGGCUGCGCCCCGCCCCCGCCGUGCCCCCCCGGGCAGUUCCUCUGUCGCGACAGGCGCUGCAUCCCCGCGGCGCGGGCCUGCGACGGCACCCGCGACUGUCGCGACGGGGACGACGAGGAGGCGUGUCCUCAGGCCCCGUCGUGCCCCUCCCCCCACUGGUUCCGCUGCCGCUCGGGGGAGUGUAUCGCGAUAGCGCAGGUCUGCGACGGGCGGCGCCACUGUCGCGAUUGGUCCGACGAGCCGCUCAAGGAGUGCGGUGUGAACGAGUGCCUGCAGGCGGGAGGGGGCUGCUCCCACACCUGCCGGGAUCUCCCGGUGGGCUUCGAGUGCCGCUGCCCCCCCGGGCUGGGGCUGGGCCCCGACGGACGCACCUGCCAAGCGCCCCCCGGGACCCCGGAGCCGCUGGGCCGGAACUUCAGCACCGAGGGAAACGCCCUCCGCAGUCCAGCCGGCGGGGCCAAAGGGGCGGGGCCCUUGAUGACGUCACUGGGAGUCCUGCUGCCCCUCGGGCUGUUGCUGUGCCUGGGCCUGGCGGGGCGGGCGCUGUGGCGGGGGUGGCGCCGGCGCAGCACCAACAGCAUCAGCUUCAGCAACGCCGCCUUCCGGAAGGUUCCGGAACACCUGCAGGGGGGCGGGGCUUGGGGAGACUCAGUGGCCGCUGACGGUGGAGGACGAUGAGCCCUGAGGGGCUGGGGGGGGGCCGAGACCCCCCCGGAACCACCUGGGCACACCUGGGGGACAUCUGGAGACACCUGUGCACACCUGGAUGCACCUGGGAACAGCUGGGGGAACAUCUGGGCACACCUGGAUGCACCUGGGAACACCUGGGGGAACAUCUGGAGACACCUGUGCACACCUGGAUGCACCUGGGAACACCUGGGGGAACAUCUGGAGGCAUCUGUGUACACCUGGGCAUACCUGGGAACACCUGGGCGCACCUGGGCACACCUGGAUGGACACCUGGGCACACCCAAACACACCUGGACAAGGCCAGGCACACCUGGGCAGGACUACAGACAACACCUGGGCACACCUGGAUGAGGCUGUGCAGAGCCAGCUCUGGCUGCAGAUGCACCUGGACACACCUGGACACAUC